Etheostoma spectabile (orangethroat darter) is the source of this 1884-nucleotide messenger RNA. RefSeq names its product IgGFc-binding protein-like. NCBI's taxonomy places the organism in Eukaryota, Metazoa, Chordata, Actinopteri, Perciformes, Percidae. The record is from RefSeq and is a predicted model, not a curated record.
AUUGUUUACUCAAAGCCAAGCCAAAUCAUUUCCUAGCUCUAAAGGCAACUCCCUCAGUAUUGGGUGCACUAUACUUCAAAAGAACAAUGGACCAUUUGCAGAUUGUCACUCGUAUAUUAAUCCUGAACCAUUUUUUCGAAGUUGUGUGGACACGUUUGUCAAUAAAUCUGACUCUUCUACGUGCAAGAUCUUGACAGCCUAUGCUAACAUCUGCCAAAGGCUCUCAGCCAGAGUCCAAAACUGGAGAACCAUCUCAAACUGCCCUAUGGAAUGUCCUGUGAAUGGCCACUAUGAGAUCUGUGGUUCUGCCUGCCCUGCUACCUGCAGUAAUCCAGAGGCCCACAGUAGCUGUGUGGAAUCAUGCCAAUGCAACAAGGGCUAUCUGCUGAGUGGUGGGGAGUGUUUACCGCAUAGCAAGUGUGGUUGUCUUCACCAAGGUUCCUACUAUCUCCCCAAGGAGAACUUCUGGAUUGACAAUUACUGCCUGAAGCAAUGUGUUUGCCAGCCUAGCUCCAAAAGGGUUAUGUGUGCUCAGUCUCAUUGCCAGGCUGGAGAAGUGUGCAAGGUUCUGAAUGGAGUCCUGGGCUGUCAUGUGGAUGGGCCUGGGGUGUGCAUAGUUAAAGGAGAUCAACAUUAUACCACCUUUGAUGGGCGUAACUUUGAUGUGUUUGGCAACUGUACUUACCUACUUACUUCUCACUGUCCCACUUGGGGGAGCUUGGAAGACUUUAGUGUAGAGGUCCAGAACCAGAUGGAGGAUCCUACAAAUCUUUCCUUUCGGCAUGUUAAAAUGGUGGUCUCAGGUUAUUCCAUUGAGAUGUCGAAUGAUCUGAGUAACAACGUUAUGGUAAAUGGUCUGCGACUGCAUCUUCCAUAUGUAUUGACCCAAGGCAAAGUAAAGCUCUACAUGACUGGACUCUCAAAGUGUACAGAGACUGACUUUGGCAUUGUUUUAACGUACACUGAUAUCAUGACCGUUAAAAUGCCAAGGAUCUUCUCUGAUAGUCUUUGUGGCCUGUGUGGGAACUUUAAUGCUGAUCCAAAAGAUGAUCUGAUACCUGAUGACAAAUCUGAUAUUUCUCAGGCCAUUAGACGCUGGCAAACGAACAGUGAUUAUGGAUGCACGGCUGUGCCUAUGAACACCUUGGUUUGCAAUUUACAAGAUAUGGCUCUUUAUGGGGGAAAGGAUUUCUGUGUAAGGUUACUGGAUACAGAAGGAGCAUUCCAGAGCUGCCACAAAACAGUUGAUCCAAAAGAGUUCUACGAUAACUGUGUUCAUGACCUCUGUUAUAGUAACCGGACUACCCUGUGUCAGAUUCUGUCCAACUAUGUUGCUGUAUGCCAAGAAAUGGGAGCUAUGGUGGAUGAAUGGAGGGCUUCUAACUUUUGUAAUCUCUCCUGCCCACCUAAUAGUGAAUACCACCUGUGCUCCAGUCACACGUUUGACUGUGUAGAAAACCCACGCCCUCUAGCAGUGAAAUGCAAAGAGGGUUGUUUCUGCAAACCUGGGUUAUUCAACAGUGGUGGGGAUUAUGUGAGAAAAUCUGAGUGUGGCUGCAUUUACAAUGAUGUUUACCAUAAAAUCCAAGAGAGAUUCUACCCUGAUGAGCACUGUUGGCUCCAAUGUGUCUGUGUGGGCCACAACAGAGUGCAAUGUACCAACCACACAUGUCCAAAUGGAACCAAAUGUUCCAUCCAUGAUGGCCAGAGGGCAUGUCAUGCUUUACAACCUGUUAAAUGUGCAGUCAUGGGUGGUAGACACUUCAGGAGCUAUGAUGGGCACUUCUUUGACUUUAAUAUGGGAAGCUGCAGUUAAGUUCUCUCCCAGGUUUGUGACAAAGAUGAGUCUUACUCUACUGUUAUGAUCCAGCAAGGAUGGCUGUG